AUGUCGCAGCGGCAGCAACUUUCAACAGGGCCUCAGACAUCUAACAUUCCGCAGUCAACGCUCUAUUUGCAGUCGUCGUCAAUGGAUACUACGGAGCAGUUGACAGACGUUGAGGCUGACUAUCUGUUCUUCUGUGCCUACGAUGCUAAAGGUUGGGAGCAGGAGAACGUAGACGUCAAUGUUCCCAUGUUUUCAAAUCUACUUGAAGUUCUCGGCAAUACAGGCGCAGAGAAAAAGACUCAACGGCGUUAUCCUUACAGCAGGAUAAAGCAAGUCGGCGUCCAGUGGCAGAGGCCUCAGAACUCAAUGGAUAAGAGUGACCCGGGUCCAGUGAUCGGCCCUUGA
Molecule: messenger RNA, 345 nt
Organism: Endocarpon pusillum Z07020
Lineage: Eukaryota; Fungi; Ascomycota; Eurotiomycetes; Verrucariales; Verrucariaceae
Exons: 1
Coding region: 1-345 (114 amino acids)
Source: RefSeq, a predicted model, not a curated record